UCUGACCAGCGAUGACAUGUUUAGUCGCAUGCUCUCGCUCCGCCGCUGGUUGUCUCAGUGGUGUUCAGAAAACGACGUGGACUUUAUUGACAACUGGGAGACAUUCUGGGGAAAGCCCGGUCUGAUUAGAAGGGACGGCAUUCAUCCCACCCGGGAUGGUGCAGCUCUUAUGUCUAGAAAUCUGGCCAAUGUUAUUAGACACUCCCCCUGACAAUGCAGGGUCCAGGCCAGGAUGCAGAGCUGUAGUUUAACAGGGCUGGAGGCGAGGCUUAGUCAGUUAGAGGUGCCUAGCAAAAUAGAAGUGGUUGCAGUUCCCCGCCCUCCAAAAGUUCACCAGGUGCAGCGUUAUAGAGGCGUUAACCAAGAUAACCUUGUAAAAAUUAAAACCAAUGCACAUUUGGUACCAAUUACAGACCGAAAAAUUAGAUGCGGACUACUAAAUAUACGAUCAUUAAGCUCUAAGUCUCUGUUAGUAAAUGAUAUAAUUACAGAGAGCAGGAGUGAUAUUUUCUGCUUAACAGAAACAUGGUUACAGGAGGAAGAGUAUGUUAGUUUGAAUGAAUCAACUCCGCCCGGCUACUUUAAUCAUCACAUUCCUAGAAGCACGGGCCGAGGCGGAGGAGUCGCAGCAAUUUAUAACUCCGGUCUCCAAACAAAAAUUGAACCCAAGUGCAACUAUAAUACAUUUGAAAGCCUCAUGCUUGGUCUGAAAUUUCCGAGCCGGAAAUCAGAGAAGCCAGUUGUGUUAGUGGUAGUGUACCGGCCCCCUGCUGGUGCGUAUCUGGAGUUUUUGUCUGAAUUUUCAGAUUUCCUUUCUGGAUUAUUGAUCAGCACAGAUAAAUUCAUCAUAGUGGGUGAUUUUAACAUUCAUAUGGAUGUUGAAAGCGAUAAUCUUAAAUUAGCCUUCGAUUCUCUUCUAGAAUCAAUGGGUAUCUCACAAAAAGUGGAUAAACCGACGCACUGUUUUAAUCAUACUCUCGAUCUCGUUCUCACCUACGGUGUUGAAACUGAUGGUCUGUUGGUGUCACCUGUAAACUCCCUUUUAUCCGACCAUUACUUAAUAACGUUUGAAUUUAAUUUUGUUGAUGUUGAAGUGCAAAAUAGGAGGUAUUAUUUUAGCAGAUGUUUGUCUGAUGAAGUUAUUGUUAAAUUUAGGGAGGCCAUUGCUUAUCUUACGACAGUGCGAAAUAGUGAUGUAGUCGAGGCCAGUGACCUGGGUUCUACCUCUGCAGAUGUUGAUUUCCUUGCUAGUAACACUGCUGAUUUGUUGCAUUCAGCUUUAGAUGAAGUUGCUCCUUUGAAAAGGAGGGUUUCUAGCCACAGGAGCUUAACUCCCUGGUACAAUUCAGAUAUCCGCAUGUUGAAACAAAACGUGCGUAAAAUGGAAAGGAAGUGGUACUCUUGUAGGUCUGUAGACUCUCAUCGUGAAUGGAAAGAUAUUCUAAUAGUAUAUAAAAAAGCCAUUCGCAAAGCCAGAACAGCUUAUUAUUCAACGCUGAUAGAGGAUAACAAAAGUAACCCACGUUUUCUGUUCAGCACUGUAUGUCCCCGGCCAGGAUUGAACCCAGACGUUCUAGCUGUGAGGCAGCGGCACUACCAGCUGCGCCACCUCUGA
Messenger RNA from Cololabis saira (Pacific saury), 1615 nucleotides. RefSeq lists its product as uncharacterized. The transcript has 3 exons. Gene Ontology annotation, molecular function: catalytic activity. The record is from RefSeq and is a predicted model, not a curated record. NCBI's taxonomy places the organism in Eukaryota, Metazoa, Chordata, Actinopteri, Beloniformes, Belonidae. The coding region runs from base 233 to 1615 and encodes 460 amino acids.